UUAUGUCUUUGUGGAGUGUCUGCGACUGAGUGGUGUAUUUGAUUGUUGUUGACAUCUCAAGCUAUAUUUAUGGUGAACAGACGCUCUGUUCUAGUGAGCAUUAGUUGGGCAUCCUCAGAGUAAUUGCUCAUCUUCAAGAACAAACAAUGCUGUCAGUAAGAAGCAGAAUAGGUCUUGUGACUCGUGCAUUCUCCAUGCGCAGUGCAGCGGCUUGCAAGUUCCGACUUCCUGAAGAAGCUAAGAAAGAAUUUAAUAAUCCAGCUGCAAAGUACACAACAGCUCAAGAUAUACCUGAGAAAGGGACAAUUUAUGAUAAGAAGCCUUUUAUGAUUGAAGUGAAGAAGGGGAAAACAUACAUGUGGUGUGCAUGUGGACGAAGCCGCAAACAGCCGCUGUGCGACGGCUCGCACCGCAACCCGUUCCUGCGCAUCAAGCAGCGGCCCGUGAAGUUCGUAGCCGAUGAGGACAAGGAGGUGUGGUUCUGUAUGUGCAAGCAGACGGACCACCGGCCAUUCUGCGACGGCUCGCACCAGCACCCGGACGUGCAGGCGGCCGUGCGUGGGCACUGACGCGGCGCGCGCCGGGACCGGUCGGCCACGCCGCCGGCCCGCAGA
Pollicipes pollicipes is the source of this 614-nucleotide messenger RNA. Its product is annotated as CDGSH iron-sulfur domain-containing protein 3, mitochondrial. Lineage: Eukaryota; Metazoa; Arthropoda; Thecostraca; Pollicipedomorpha; Pollicipedidae. Bases 147 to 569 code for a protein of 140 amino acids. The transcript has 4 exons. Gene Ontology annotation, molecular function: 2 iron, 2 sulfur cluster binding. The record is from RefSeq and is a predicted model, not a curated record. Gene Ontology annotation, cellular component: mitochondrion.